Messenger RNA from Debaryomyces fabryi, 1188 nucleotides. RefSeq names its product glycine decarboxylase subunit T (gene GCV1). Gene Ontology annotation, molecular function: aminomethyltransferase activity; protein binding. The transcript has a single exon. Gene Ontology annotation, cellular component: mitochondrion. Gene Ontology annotation, biological process: glycine catabolic process. The coding region runs from base 1 to 1188 and encodes 395 amino acids. NCBI's taxonomy places the organism in Eukaryota, Fungi, Ascomycota, Pichiomycetes, Serinales, Debaryomycetaceae. The record is from RefSeq and is a predicted model, not a curated record.
AUGUCAAGGGUAGUAGGUAAAAGAUUAUAUUCAAGUGGUUCACAAUUGCUUAAAACACCAUUGUACGAUUGCCAUGUCGAAUUUUGUGGUAAAAUGGUCCCAUAUGCGGGAUUUGAAAUGCCUGUUUUAUACAAGGGCCAAACUCACACUGAAUCACAUAACUGGGUUAGAAAUAAUGUCGGGUUAUUCGAUGUAUCCCACAUGUUGCAACAUAGAAUUAGUGGUAAAGAUGUUGUUGAUUUCUUACAGAAAGUCACUCCGAUUAAUUUAUCUGAAUUAGACAUCAAUUCUUCAAGUUUGUCGGUAUUAUUGAAUGAACAAGGUGGUAUCAUUGAUGAUUGUAUCAUUACUAAGCAUGGCGAGAAUGAAUACUAUAUGGUUUCCAACGCUGGUUGCCGUGAAAAGGACGUCGCAUUCCUCAAGAAGGAAUUACAAAACUUCAACGAUGUUAACCAUGAUACAUUCGAAGGUACAUUAUUAGCCAUUCAAGGUCCAAAGGCUGCUGAAAUUUUACAGAAAUUCACCAAUGAAAACUUAAAGAGUUUAACUUUUGGGAAAUCCAAAUUCUCUCAUUUAUCAUCCAUUAUUAACUCUCAAGUGCAUUUUGCCAGAUGUGGUUAUACCGGUGAAGAUGGGUUCGAAUUAUCUAUUCCAUCAAGCACCGCACAAGAAACUAAGGAAUCUCAAGAAUUUUUCAGACUAUUGAUUAAUGAAUAUCCUGAUAUCGUUAAGCCAAUUGGUUUAGCAGCCAGAGACUCUUUGAGAUUGGAAGCCGGUAUGUGUCUUUACGGUCACGAAUUGAAUGAGUCUAAGACUCCAAUUGAGGCCACCUUGGCUUGGUUAAUUCCAAAGAGCCGCAGACAAGAUGACGCCACCUUCAAUGGUGCAAGCAACAUCUUAGCUCAAAUCAAAGACCGCUCGUUAAUUACCCACAAGCGUGUUGGUAUCAAGGCCAAGGGCCCAUCUCCAAGAGACGAUUGCAAAGUUUUCGCUGCCGAUGGUAAAGAAGAAAUUGGUUACAUCACCUCCGGUGCCCCAUCCCCAACCAUAGGUGGAAACGUUGCCCAAGCAUACGUCAAGAACGGUCUCAAGAUCGGAACCGAUGUCAAGAUAGAAAUCAGAGGCAAGUUGAGAGAUGGUGUCAUUAGUAAGAUGCCUUUUGUACCAAGCAAUUAUUAUAGAGGUUAA